Varanus komodoensis (Komodo dragon) is the source of this 569-nucleotide messenger RNA. It is a transcript of the gene CDC26, whose product is annotated as cell division cycle 26. Gene Ontology annotation, cellular component: anaphase-promoting complex. The transcript has 2 exons. The record is from RefSeq and is a predicted model, not a curated record. Gene Ontology annotation, biological process: regulation of mitotic cell cycle; anaphase-promoting complex-dependent catabolic process; protein K11-linked ubiquitination. Lineage: Eukaryota; Metazoa; Chordata; Lepidosauria; Squamata; Varanidae.
AUGCUGUGACGGAAGCCGACGCGCCUGGAGCUCAAGCUGGACGAUAUCGAGGAGUUCGAGGGGGCCCGCAAGGAGCUCGAGAGUCGCAAAAAGCAACGUGAAGAGGUAGACGUGGUGGGCCCCAGCGAUGGUGAGGGAGCCCUGGGGUUGAACACGGACCACAAAAGUCGGGAGCAGAUGAUCCAUGACCGGAUUGGCUACAAACCACAGCCGAAACCAAACAAUCGUUCUUCCCAGUUUGGGAACUUUGAGUUCUAGAGCUGCAGUGUGGAUGGCCCUUGUUGUGCUGGCAUCUGCGGGAACUUUGGGCAAAGGAGGAGAGUGUUCAAGAUCAUGAACAGCUGGUGUGGAAAUGGCCAAGGAGGCUGGGCCGGUCUCCUCUUGGCAUUAAGGGAAUCCAACCUUUCAGCAAACUUAAAGGCCUUACUUCUCCCAUGAAAAAGACAAGGUGGAAUGCCUGUUUCUCUGGUGACUUCUUAGAUCCUUCUUAGCUGCUGUCUUAAAUGUGUGUGGUUUUCCCAAGAAAAAAAGUAUACAAGCAGCAUUUUAUAAAAGUGAGUGAAAAUUUU